Molecule: messenger RNA, 1767 nt
Organism: Laetiporus sulphureus 93-53
Lineage: Eukaryota; Fungi; Basidiomycota; Agaricomycetes; Polyporales; Laetiporaceae
Exons: 8
Coding region: 1-1767 (588 amino acids)
Biological process (GO): retrograde transport, endosome to Golgi
Molecular function (GO): phosphatidylinositol binding
Source: RefSeq, a predicted model, not a curated record
AUGGAAUCCUUCAUCGAAGACGAGAACCCAUUCGAGGCAGAGCCUGAUCGUCUGCAGUCGGACACGGCAUCCUCAAUGUCGAGAGUAGCUGUCUCGGAGCCCGUUUCACCACUUCCUCCACCCUCGCAUGACUUGUCUUCACCAUUGCAAUCACCAUCACCGCGAAGACCAGUAUUUCCCUCACAAGGUUCCCAUCGGCAGCCGCAGACGAAUAAGAGCGACUUUUGCUGUGCGCGCGAUCGGUGGCUACAUUCUGGAGAGGACGUAGAGAUAUCGAUCACGGACGCAGUGAAGACGUCUGUGAACUCGACUUCACCGUAUAUAGCUUAUGUCAUUCGUGCAGGGGAUGCUAAGGCCCAGCACCGCUAUUCAGAAUUCGAGUCGCUACGGAACAACCUCGUCAAAUUGUACCCAACGUUCAUUAUCCCUCCGAUACCCUCAAAACAGACCAUUGGGGACUAUGCUGUAAAGCAGGCAAGAGCAAAGGAAGACGCUGCCAUGAUUGCGCGGCGUAAGCGGACGCUUCAAACAUUCUUGAACCGCAUCGCCAGACAUCCUAUACUCUCAAACGAACAUGUAUUUCACAGAUUCUUGGACGGAGAGGUCUCUUGGACAGAGGUUCUGCACUCACCACCAAUAUCAUUAUUACCCAAGAAUAUUCUACAAGCACCAUCCCAUAACCCAACCGAUCAGAACGCAUCACCUGCAUACGCCGCGCUGCCCACUCCAUCUGCCUCACACCCCUUGCGCAAGCCAGAUCAACGAUUCUCCGACUCAGAGAUAUUCACCAACAAGUUUGCUGCACACAUGAGUGGGCCAAUGGAGAAGGUGACGCGGCGGGCGAUGAAACGAUGGUCAGACUUCGCACAAGACUAUUCUGAGCUCGGCGCAACAUUGAAUGGCUUCAGUCUGAAUGAGACUGGCCAGCUCUCGACAGCAGUCGAGAAGACCGGCCAAGCCAUCGAUACUACAUCUAUGUCCACAAACAAUCUGCUGCAAGAGAUAGAGCAGGAUUGGGCGGAACCAUUGCACGAAUACAGCCAGUUUGCGUCUAUCAUCAAGAAGCUGUUGGCGUACCGACACCAGAAGCACGCACAAUAUGAGAUGACUCAGGAUCAGCUGGAAGCGAAGCGUGAGCAACUUGAGGAGCUUGAGAAAAACGAGCGUGAAGCGCAGAGGCUUGAGGAGGCCCUCGCACAGGGACGUGCCGGCUCCCUCAGCUCCUCACGUCCGAAUCUACACCAAGGAGGUGGAAUCGCGGAGGGAAACGGAGAGGAUGGACAGGAGCCGGAUGCGCCACAGCCUGAGCCAUCAAUGUAUCUUCCACCGCACCCGGGACCCAACCCUGUGAGGCGACGAGCCCCUGGUAUGGGUUUACUGAAUGCACUGAGCUACACCUUGCACGGAAUGAUGGACGUUGAUCCCGAGACUGCGAGGCGCAAUCAGAUUAGCAAGACCCGGGAGACGAUAUCACAGCUGGAAGAUGCGUUACACUUAUCUACGCAGGACCUCAAGUACUGCGGCUCGACUAUCCAGGCCGAUUUAGAUCGCUUCCAGCGACAGAAGGUUGCAGACUUGAGGGAGAUGGCCAUCAGUAUGGCUCGCAGUCAUCGUGACUGGUGCAAGAAGAAUCUCGCAGCAUGGGAAGAGGCGAAGGCUGAGAUUGCGAAGAUUCCUGAACACCCUAACCGGAUACCAGACGAGGGAGCUAACGGAGGACUUCAUACAAAUACGAGAGACUCCACAGCCACUAUCAAUGGUCGCUGA